GAUCAUCGCCGGUAGUGAGGCUGGUGGGGGGUGUGUACUUCACCUCAGAGACUGUCAUGGUCGACGACACAAUAAACUGUAUGAUCGAGAAGGCUGGCUACCAGACGAUCCAUGGUGUGUGCUUCGAUCUCACCGUCAACAUCACCUACGACACCUACAAGAAGUUUGACAACCUCGAGAUGCAGUUCAAGAUAGUACUGGAGGGGCCAGAGGAUCCAUCACACUUCGGCUUCAAGAUCAACAACGAUCAUAGGUACAUAACAAAUCGUGUGGUGAACUUUAAAGGCAGUAAUAACCCGUGGUCUUUGCAAGUAUUCUUCAAGCGUGUGAGAUCCAGCAUUGGUCAGCCACUUCGAGCCUCGGUCACUGUGAGCCUUCUGCAGCAGGACGCUGACGAAGGUUUGUCUGACGCAGCAGCCGCAGCUCCAGCACCUGUGCUAGACACCUUCUCCGUCAGCAACACCUAUGUCACCAAUACAACACUGGUCUGCCUAGACAAUCGUACCUGUUUCGCUAGUCCAGACCUUCAUCUGGCAGCAUCCUCACAUCCAUUUACACUGGGGGAGAACUCUGUGAUGGUGGAGGUGCAGCUUCAGGUUCACCACGACCCCGGCUACCAGGUCACGGUGGAAGUGAGACACCCUGAAGGACUGGAGUUCCUGCGGGUGGAGGGUGAAGGAAAUCUUCCUUACCACAGCGACCAGAAGCUCGUCAACCAGAUCGCCAGCAGUUUCUGUGUUUUCGACUUUAUUGAUGCCGAUGUAAUAGUGAACUUCACACUUGUCUUCGAGGUGAGAGCCGUGCAGGUGCUGGACUACCUCACUACCAACAACCUCACCUUCCUCACACUCAACCUCCACGUCACCAGUGACACAGACACAGAAAAAAAUAACACACUCACAACGACCCACCGUCAUCAUGGCCUGUCACUACCAAGGCUCCUUACACCAAGGCCAUAA
This is a messenger RNA of Cherax quadricarinatus, 959 nucleotides long. NCBI's taxonomy places the organism in Eukaryota, Metazoa, Arthropoda, Malacostraca, Decapoda, Parastacidae. The record is from RefSeq and is a predicted model, not a curated record.